Pocillopora damicornis (cauliflower coral) is the source of this 2742-nucleotide messenger RNA. RefSeq lists its product as uncharacterized. Gene Ontology annotation, biological process: carbohydrate metabolic process. Gene Ontology annotation, molecular function: polysaccharide binding; hydrolase activity, hydrolyzing O-glycosyl compounds. The record is from RefSeq and is a predicted model, not a curated record. NCBI's taxonomy places the organism in Eukaryota, Metazoa, Cnidaria, Anthozoa, Scleractinia, Pocilloporidae.
CGAAGACUACACUCGCGGAUAAUAUUCGCCAUUUUAAGCACUUCUAAAGUUGGAUUGAAGAUUCCCCUCAGAAGGUCCAAAUGAAUGAAUUCUUAUUGCUUCUGUGUCUCGUCUCUUUGGGAUACAGUGAGGAAAUAAAUAUCAAACUAGUAGAUAACUGGCCCAGUGGUUUCAAAAUGAAGAUUAGCCAUAUUAUGUCUCAGAGUGUAACAGGAGGGUGGAAGAUGUCACUCAAGUUUUCAAAGCCGAUAGGGCAGCUUCAAGCUCCCAAUGCUCGUCGGUUGUCUUCUGCUCAGGGUAAUAGCGUUUUCUGUUUAAGGAAUCAGCAGUACAAUGGGAAUCUCAAGGCUGGAUCUAAAUUGGAAAUGGAGUUUAUUGGGGAAAAGGCGAAAAACAAUGAAGCUGCUCCUUCCGCAACUCUAGAAUUUCACCCGGGAAGAAACGCCAAAUGCGACAUGUCCCCAUUCCCAACAGUAAUCCCACCGGGGGCGACUCCCCCAGUUCAAGAAAAGUCCAUUGCAAGAUUGAUUGAAGAAUGGCCGAAUGGAUUUAAAAUGAAAAUUAGUAUUCUUAUGCAGCAGAAGGUCGAGGGAGGCUGGGAGAUGACACUUACAUUCCCCAUUGCUGUGAGGGCGCUUCAAACGCCAAAAGCGUUCAAGAAAUGGCGAUCCAGUGAUCGCAAGGUAUACAUCCUGGAAAACAGACCCUAUAACGCCAAUCUUGAUAAAUGUUCAAGGCUUGAGAUGAUCAUUAUUGGAAGGAAACAAAUGAAUUCUGACCCGCCGAGUGAAGCCACGAUUGAGUUUCGCCGGAAAGAGAGCUGGAUUGGAGGAGGUGAGGGAGGAUGUACUUUUAGUACUACCCAACCACCAACCACCACAGAGGAACCAGGGACAUCAAUGCCACCAGUUACCGCAGAACCACCUACUGGCACAGAACCACCAACUAGCACCAAACCAACAACCAAAGAGCCAGUGACAGCCACAGAGCCACCAACUACCAUAGAACCAACAACUACCAAUGGACCAACAACUGUCACAGAGCCACCAACCACUAAAGAGCCAGAUACCACAGAGCAACCGGCUACCAACGGACCAACAACUAUCACCGAGCCUCCAGCAACCACAGAACCCCCAACUACCAACUUACCAACAACUGUCACAGAGCCACCAACUGCCACCGAAUUACCAACCACUAAAGAAGUAACCACCGAAAGACCACUAGCUACCACAGAGUCACCAUCUACGAAAGUACCUUCAACCACCACAGAACAGCCAACUGAGCUACCCACCACGAAUAAACCCAGCAGUGCUCCCCCACCAUUUGAUUAUGACGCAGUACUUCACGAUUCCAUUUUGUUUUACGAAGCUCAACGAUCAGGUAAACUUCCUUCCUCCAACCGAGUUCCCUGGCGGAAAGACUCAGCACUCGGUGACCGCGGUGAUAAUGGCGAGGACCUGACUGGUGGCUGGUAUGAUGCAGGAGAUCACGUAAAGUUUGGGUUCCCGAUGGCGUUUAGUGUUACUAUGUUGUCUUGGGGCUUAGUGGAGUAUAGAGAUGCUUAUGAAGAUGCUGGAGAGUUGAGCUACAUGCUGGACUCCAUUAAGUGGCCCUUGGACUAUUUUAUGAAAGCACACACGAAACAAGAUGAGUUCUAUGGACAGGUUGGUGAUGGCAAUGCUGAUCAUGGUUACUGGGGCAGACCAGAGGACAUGACCAUGAGAAGACCAGCCUGGAAGAUCACUCCUCAGAAACCAGGAUCAGACCUGGCCGCUGAGACAGCUGCAGCCCUUGCUGCGGCUUCAAUCGCUUUCCGAUCCACAGACAUCAGCUAUUCAAUGAGACUUCUUCAACACGCUGCUGAACUUUAUGACUUUGCAGAUAAAAACCGUGGGCUGUAUAGUGAUUCCAUUCCUAAUGCAGCCAGCUUUUACCGCUCGCACAGUGGAUAUAAAGACGAACUCGUCUGGGGUGCAGCUUGGCUGUACAAAGCUACCCAAGAUCAAAAGUAUCUCUCUAAGGCCGAACAGUACUACAAUGAUUUUGCCAUGAAUGGAAAACCUUGGGCGUUUUCAUGGGAUGACAAAAAAGGCGGCGUUCAGGUCCUCUUGGCUGCAAUCACAAACAAAGCUUCGUACAAACAAGCUGUGGAUACUUUUAUAACGAGUUGGCUUCCCGGACACGAAGUCCACUACACUCCAAAAGGCCUCGCCUGGCGUGAUCAGUGGGGUCCAAACCGCUACUCGGCCAACACUGCCUUUUUGGCUCUUGUCGCCGCUGACCAUGGAAUAAGACCGACUGCGUUCCGCAACUUCGCAAAGCAACAAAUUCACUACAUGUUGGGUGAUAGCGACCGCAGUUUUGUGGUAGGGUUCGGUACCAACCCACCAGAAAGGCCUCACCAUCGCAGCAGUUCUUGCCCAUUGUCUCCCGUCCCUUGCAGUUGGAAUGACUUUAACAAGCCAGACCCCAACCCGCAAAUUUUGUACGGUGCUUUAGUUGGAGGCCCGGGUAAGAAUGACGAGUACAAAGAUGACAGAACAGAUUUUAUCAAGAAUGAGGUGGCCACGGAUUACAAUGCUGGAUUUCAGUCGGCCGUGGCUGGACUGAAACAUUUGUCAUUGACAGGGAAGCUAUAAGUGAAGAGAAAUGAUAGUUGCAUUUUUUUGGAAGAUUAACAAAGCAACCAACAGUUCAGUGUAGCUAAGGUUAGGCAGGAAUAAAGGUGAUUGUUUCAUGUGU